Miniopterus natalensis is the source of this 2720-nucleotide messenger RNA. It is a transcript of the gene CLDN10, whose product is annotated as claudin 10. Gene Ontology annotation, molecular function: structural molecule activity. NCBI's taxonomy places the organism in Eukaryota, Metazoa, Chordata, Mammalia, Chiroptera, Miniopteridae. The record is from RefSeq and is a predicted model, not a curated record. Gene Ontology annotation, cellular component: membrane; bicellular tight junction.
GCUACCUCUGGCGCGGCUGCGGCGGCGGCAUGGCGAGCACGGCCUUGGAGAUCAUCGCGUUCACCGUCUCUAUCUCGGGCUGGUUGCUGGUCUCUUCCACGGUGCCCACCGACUACUGGAAGGUGUCCACCAACGACGGCACGGUCAUCACCACCGCCACCUUUUGGGCCAACCUGUGGAAGACAUGCGUUACCGACUCCACGGGCGUCUCCAGCUGCAAGGACUUCCCCUCCAUGCUGGCGCUGGACGGUUAUAUCCAGGCCUGUAGAGGACUUAUGAUUGCCGCUGUCAGCCUGGGCUUUUUUGGUUCCAUAAUUGCCCUGUUUGGAAUGAAGUGUACCAAAGUCGGAGGCUCAGAGAAAGCCAAAGCUAAAAUCGCUUGUUUGGCUGGGGUUGUGUUCAUACUGUCAGGGCUAUGCUCAAUGACCGGCUGUUCCCUGUACGCGAACAAAAUCACAACGGAAUUCUUCGAUCCUCUGUUUGUUGAUCAAAAGUAUGAAUUAGGAGCCGCUCUGUUUAUUGGAUGGUCGGGAGCCUCACUCUGCAUAAUUGGGGGCGUCAUAUUUUGCUUUUCAAUAUCGGACAACAACAAAACACCCAGAAUGGGAUAUGCAUACAACGGGGCCACAUCUGUCAUGUCUUCUCGGACAAAGUAUCGUGGUGAAGGAGAUAUCAAAACCACAAACCCUCCGAAACAGUUUGAUAAAAAUGCUUACGUCUAGAAAGAGCACUGCUGCAAACUGUCUUGAGUUUGUUAUAAAGGUGAACCAUGCACAAAAUGAUCCCUUCAGGGCCCUCCUAUAAUUAACACUCAAACUAUUUUUAAAAUAGGAAUUUGAGGAAUGUGUUGAUUAUAUGGAUGUAAAUGUUCUUACAUAGUUAUAUACUAAUCAUUUUCUGUUGUGGCUUUCUAUAAAAAAAUAAACAGGUUAUUUACAGGAUUUGCAUAUAUCUUAUACGUUUUUAGCAUGUGUAUUUGGUACCCAAGGGGGUCAAGAUGUACUUUGUAAAGCAGUCUUAAUCAUUCCUAUGUUGCAGUCUUUGUCCCCAUUCCUUAUGUUUCUUUCUCCAUAUAUUUAACAGAAAGUGUAUAAGGAGUGGUGUCUGGUAAACAGGAUGGGGACAAUCUGAGACUAUUCCUCAGAGGGUGUUUGGGUUGAUGGACAUGUUCCUGGCUGCGUGUAGUGACUUCUGGUUUCUUACACGUUCUGCGCCACUGUAAUUCAGUGACUGCUCAAGGAAGGGCGAAUGGGUCCAUUACCUGGCUCGUCCGCCUUAAGUAACUGCUUCGGCUCCUCUUAUACAGAAAGCAGAUUCUGGGGCGGAGCGUCAGCAAGAGCUGAGCUAGACACGCUGGUCAUGGCUGACUCUGAAGCCAACAGAGGAAGGCCCGGAGCCCGCGUGGCACCUGCCUCACACGGAACCCACAGGCCAAGUUCUGAUGUCUCUUAGGUCCUGUGUGUGGAACUAACUGGGUCAAGGAGAGACCAUUUUUCAAAUAUGUAAGGUGCUCCAGUGAUUUUUGAACAAAGACAGUGGUUUAUUCCUAGAACCAGCCCUUUCACCAAAUGCCCAGCACUGUUCUGAGCAUUUUCCGUGCCCUGACUCACUUCAUCCUCACAGCUGCCCUCUUAAGUACUGAUAGCAACCUGAAUUGACAGAGGAGGAAAUGAAAGCAGAGUUUCAGUAAAUUGCCACAGUGAGUGACAAAACAGGACUCUGAACUGAGGCAGUAGAGGGUAAAUAUAUAGCUUCAGGCUUUGAAUAAGACUUGGUAUCUGUGUUACCUGUGAGCAAGAAACUUUCCACACCAAUCACAGCAUAGGUGAAAAUAACAUUUUCCUGACGCACGAAAGACUUAAAAGGGAAAAUCACAUUGUUUGGAGGUGCUCAGUGGAAAGAAAAGGAAAUGAACAUGUUUGUUACCAAAAAAAAAUAUGUGUGUGUGUGUGUGUGUGUGUGCACACAACCAUGAUAAUACUUGAAAUAUCUUUUCCAGGGACACAAAUGAACUGAAAGCAAUAAAGGGAAGUUAGGUGCCAAGGCCAGUGUAGGGGCAGGGUUUUAUUCCGCGUGUUUAAAACAAAUUUUAAAAUUUCAGAGAUGUGCUAGUAAAGAUAGUGUUUAGAUUGUACUGAACUGUUAUAGGAUAGUAAGAAGCAAGGGCAGGAGGAAUGGGGAAACUGAGACAAGAAAAUUAAACAAGGCCGGAUAGUUUGGCAGCCGGCAGCCAGCUUGUAAAUAGCAAGCUUUUACCUUCCCCCAACCCCAACCAAGGGUGCUAGAGAGCAGAUGGUUAAUGUCUCUCCAAAGAAUGUAGGAGAGGAAGGGGAAGGGAAGGGGGACUCCUGAUGCACCUGGAGAAUACACAGCUUCAUCCAUCCUGAAACCAACUAAAAGGCAGCAGAGAAGAGGGAGGGGGGAAGGAAGAGUGAAGUCUUAUCCCAUCCCGCUGUUUAAAUAGAGAAGCCAGCAGUCUUAGGAUUUAAUUGCCAGGUGCUUCUCAUACUUUCUUGGAAAGCCAUAACAAAGCAAAAGGAGAGACCUUCAGAGUUAACCUGUACCAAUUCCUAGCAAAGGGAUUUUAGAAUCUAUACACAGAAGGGUAUAUAACCCCUUGAACCCCCACCAGACUCGGAUGUAGUUUAGUCGAUUUGUUUGCCUUGCUUCUUUAAUAAAUUUGCUUACUUUAAUUUUUUAAUAAAUUGGCUUUACCACAA